Molecule: messenger RNA, 3008 nt
Organism: Drosophila eugracilis
Lineage: Eukaryota; Metazoa; Arthropoda; Insecta; Diptera; Drosophilidae
Gene: Acox3
Product: peroxisomal acyl-coenzyme A oxidase 3
Exons: 10
Coding region: 684-2798 (704 amino acids)
Biological process (GO): lipid homeostasis; fatty acid beta-oxidation using acyl-CoA oxidase
Cellular component (GO): peroxisome
Molecular function (GO): fatty acid binding; pristanoyl-CoA oxidase activity; FAD binding
Source: RefSeq, a predicted model, not a curated record
UUGUUAGUAGCAGUUCAAUAAUUUAGAUGAAGGAUGCUCAAGGCCUAUGCUCUGAGUGCUCAAUUGUUUUUGGAAUUGCCCGGAGAAAAGGGACUUGCUGAGCAAGUCUUAUUCGCCCAUAAGCUUUGAGCGCUCGCGGCGAUAAUACAAUAACAACUUUUUGUUUUCCUCUUUCCGCCACAUUCUGUCACCAAACGCAAUAUAUGUAUUUUUUUCUUGUUUCUUCCUGGAACAUCUUCGAACACUUGAACUGGAAUUCAUUCCUUGUACCUUCUGUUUGCAAUUUAGAGAAAAUUUCGCCCUUCGCUUCUCUCAGUGCACAGCUGCAAACCAACACAAUAACGUCACUAAAUAUGUGCACGCUUUUUUGUAUUUGUGUUAUUGAACGAUUUUGAGCACCCGUGAUUUAGAUAUUCUCGACGGUGCUGCGUUAAACUGGGUUAAAAUUGUUUACUGAGACGGAUGUCUGGGCUAUUUACUAAAAGGUCUUAUCUUAUCCGGGGCGGAUGCGAGUUACUGAAAAUUGGUUUUAUUAUUGACCAUGAAGUGCGGAUAAGCAGGCUACUUAUCGAUGGCUAUUGAACAUUUACUUUCAAGCUAAUAGUUUGAAGAUCCCAUUCAUUCAAGUAAUUUGCGACACGCAUUCGAAAGAGGCACAUCAGUCCGUAAAUCCAUAUUCUAACAUGGUUGCAUUAAGGUCUCACGGAAGGCAGGAGGAACAACCCUUAGUUACCAUCUUUGAUGACAAACGAAUCUUUCCGAAUUUCCGAGCUGGACCUUUAGACGAGUAUCGCCAGAGGGCAAGCUUCUGUUACAAGCACAUGAACGUGUUGCUUGAGGGCGAGGAUCAUAUCCGGAUGAAGCACAAGGUUUGGCAAUGGAUGGAAAAACACCCUGACUUCCAGCGGGAGCCAGAGUGGUCAAAUCUGGAACGUGUUCGUGAGAUGGCCAACAAACGACAGCAUCUCCUCUGGGAACAACAGUUCUAUGGCGUUAACGAUUACUUGGAAACACCACACCUUCUGCUGGCUUUUGGACAGGCCAUCUUCAGCUACGACUUCAGUACUUCGGUUAAAUUCGGCCUUUCAACGGGCAUGUUUCCCAGCACCUUGGUCUCUAAUGGAUCUGGGCGCCUGGGCAAGUACGUGGCCAAGAUCGCAGACAACCGUAUUAUUGGAGCUUACGCGCUUACUGAAAUCUCUCACGGCACCAAUGCACUUGGCAUGCGCACCCGGGCCACCUACGACAUAAAAAGGCAGGAAUUCGUCAUCCAUACGCCAGACUUCGAGGCGGCUAAGUGCUGGGUGGGUAACCUUGGUAAGACUUGCACUCAUGCUAUUGUCUACGCUCAGCUGUUCGUUCCUGAUGACAAGCACCAGGGCCUACAGGCCUUUCUUGUUCCCAUCCGCGAUGAGCAAACUCUGCUCCCUUUUCCUGGCGUAACAGUUGGCGAUAUGGGCGAGAAAAUCGGUCUUAAUGGCAUCGACAACGGCUUUGUAAUGUUUAACCAAUAUCGUAUACCUAAAGCCAAUUUACUGUCAAAGACCGGCGACAUUGAUGACCAAGGUAACUAUACCAGCCAAAUUAAGGACGAGAGGAAGCGCCUAGGUGCCUCUUUGGGCGCUCUUUCCGUAGGUCGCGUCAAUAUUACAGCUAUCACCUACGUGGCUCUGAGCAAAGCUGUAACAAUUGCCACCCGUUAUGCAGCCAGCAGGCGUCAGUUCGGACCUACUAAUAGCCUAACAGAGUGGCCUGUGUUCGAGUAUCAAUCACAACAAUACCGACUUAUCCCUCACUUGGCCACUACAAUCGCAUUGCGAGUUGCCACGCUUUGGAUAGGCAAAGUAAAUGUAGAUUUGACAAUGAAGGGCUUCGCCGGCGAGGAUACGUCCCUAGCGGGCAUGGAGGUUCAUGCAAUUUCGUCUGCACUCAAACCAGUCGCUACCUGGGCGGCCAGGGAUGGCAUUCAGGAGUGCCGCGAAGCCUGUGGUGGUCAUGGCUACUUAAAAAACUCUGGCUUAGGCGACCUUCGAAACGACAACGAUGCUAACUGCACUUAUGAAGGCGAAAACAACACGCUUAUCCAGCAAGCAUCCAAUUGGUUGAUCAGUCUACGUCGCAACAACGCCGACUUUGUAGCCGUAUCUCCGUUAGAGACGGUUUCUUUUUUAAAGAAUAUGGACAACAUUUUACAAAGCAACAGCAAGGAAUGUACAAUUGCCGAAACCAUGGAUGUACACAAUUUGUUAAAGGCCCUCAACUGGCUAACUGCCUGGCAACUACAGUCGACUGUGAAGCGGGUCGAGCAAGAGCAGCGUAAAGGGAAAGAUGCGUUUGAAACGCGGAACAAUGUUCAGGUCUUUGCUGCUCAAAAGCUUUCUUUAAUAUACGGCGAGCGUACUAUCUACUACGUGUUUUAUAAAUUUGUGACCAGCCUAUCCGACUCUGCAGAGAAACUUGUGUUGCAGCAGGUACUUUCCUUUUACGGCGCCCAUCUGAUUGUCAAGUACUCCUCUGUUUUUUAUCGCGGCGGAUAUUUCCACGAAAAGUCGAAUCAACUCGAUUUUUAUGAAAAAGGCUUGUUAGAGCUACUUCCCGUGCUUAAGGAUGAAGCCAUCGCUCUGGUGGAUUCCAUUGCUCCCACUGAUUUUAUUCUAAACUCACCCUUGGGCAUGAGCGAUGGGAAUGUUUACCAGCAUCUUCAGGGCAUGAUUGUUUCCGCUCCUGGCGUGUAUGAGCGGCCCCGUUGGUGGCGUGAUGUUACUUACAAGGAUUAUCUUAAGCGUGCCAAGUUGUAGGGUUAUAUUUGUUCUACUUAAUUUGAAUGUGGUGUUUGUAGAGUCGUCGUAUUCAAAUACUCAAACAAUCAAAACAUUAGAUUUAUUGUCUUAUUUUCAAAAAAUUUUAGAGCCUAUGAAUAAUAUUGUUGUGAAGAAAUGUUGAAAAGUUGUUUUUGGAAAAUUAGCACAGAACUUAAAAAAUGCAAUAAAAAGGUUAGAUGACUUGUA